AUGGCCACCGCAGCCUCGGUCCAUUACAGCCCCAGGAACAACUCUCUCCAUUCCAACUCCUUGGUGCAUCCCGACUGUGACAGGAUGCACCCAGGGACCACUUACAGAGAGGUGCAGAAGAUGGUGCAGAAUGACUACCUGCACGGACUGGCCAGCAAUGGGCACCCCAUCAGCCACAGCCACCAGUGGCUCUCAGGCACUGACCCGGCGCCUUGGGUCACGGCUUCUCACCUCGGACAGCCGGAGCCUGGCAAAGCCGGGGUGCAGCCUCCCAGGGACCCGCUCGGGAACAGCCUCCAUCACCGCUCCCAUCAUAUGGUCCAUCCACAAACUCAUGCCAACCAUCCCGGCGCCUGGGGCCCUCCGGGACACCACCUCCCCGGGAUGCCAGCUUCCUCCAACGGCCACCAAGCCUUACUGUAUUCGCAGCCAGGCUACAGCAGCCUGGGCGGCAUGCUGAGCCCGCAGCCGCCAGCCCUGCACCACGGCAUGAGGGAUGCCCUUCACGAGGACCCGGGUGGCCAUGAGCAGGAGCCGCCUCAGCACCAGCCGGAGUCGGCAGAGGAGGACGCGCCCACCUCGGAUGACCUGGAGCAGUUCGCAAAGCAUUUCAAACAAAGGCGGAUUAAACUGGGCUUCACCCAGGCGGACGUGGGCCUGGCCCUGGGCACACUGUAUGGCAAUGUCUUCUCCCAGACCACCAUCUGCAGGUUUGAAGCCUUGCAGCUCAGCUUCAAGAACAUGUGUAAACUGAAGCCGCUGCUGAACAAGUGGCUGGAGGAGACGGACUCCUCCUCGGGGAGCCCCAGCAGCAUAGACAAGAUAGCCGCCCAGGGCAGGAAGAGGAAGAAGAGAACCUCCAUUGAGAUUGGGGUGAAGGGCGCUCUGGAGAACCAUUUCCUCAAGUGCCCCAAGCCCUCAGCUCACGAGAUCACCGCACUGGCGGGCAGUCUGCACCUGGAGAAGGAGGUGGUCAGGGUUUGGUUUUGUAACAGAAGACAAAAGGAGAAGCGGAUGACCCCAGUGGGCAUCCCGGGGCCCCCCGGCUUGGAGGAGGGAUACCCACACACAGACAGUCCCCCUCUGCUCCACACACUGCACAGCUCAGGGCUCUGA
This is a messenger RNA of Callorhinchus milii (elephant shark), 1116 nucleotides long. RefSeq names its product POU class 3 homeobox 1 (gene pou3f1). The transcript has a single exon. Gene Ontology annotation, cellular component: nucleus. The coding region runs from base 1 to 1116 and encodes 371 amino acids. Gene Ontology annotation, molecular function: DNA-binding transcription factor activity, RNA polymerase II-specific; RNA polymerase II cis-regulatory region sequence-specific DNA binding. NCBI's taxonomy places the organism in Eukaryota, Metazoa, Chordata, Chondrichthyes, Chimaeriformes, Callorhinchidae. The record is from RefSeq and is a predicted model, not a curated record. Gene Ontology annotation, biological process: regulation of transcription by RNA polymerase II; brain development.